AUGGACGAAAGAAUUAAGGAAAAAUUAAUCAAGCCGAAAAUCAAGCCUUCAACAAGUAGGUCUACAAUUUCUGCAAACGCACCGACGAAAACAGUGAAAGUAGUAGUAAAUCCCCUGGAAACCGAUCCCUAUGAUGAGCUUCCAACUGUUAUUGAAUUGCCCCCUGUUAUACCACCGCAUCCAAACAAAAUGGACCAGUCCUUAUAUGCAAAUUUCUACGAGAAUUAUCCAACCGGAGGUGCAUCCGAGGGUCGAAAUGGGUCUCCUCUCUCCCGACAGCCUUCCACCUCCCCUCGACCCACUUCGCCUAAAAUGGAAGAAAUUCCAGGAAAGACAGUCUCCCUUCUCAAAUCCACCUCGAUGAAUGCAAACCCUACCUUGACAGCUAGACAAACUUCUCCGGAUUUAAAUAACAAAAACAAUCAGGAUCACUCACUCACUGACACCAUUCCACGACUAACAGUAAAACGAACUGAUUUGAGCUCAUCAGCUCAGCCUAGUAAACCCUCAGUUCGCUUUGUGGAUCCAAUGCCAAUGGAGACCGCAGAGAGCACUCAAUUGCGAGAUUUUCCCUCCACAUCGAAAUCAAAUCCAGUUCAGGGAGUCAAUGAAAGUACCCUUCAAGAUUCCCUGCCCCAAACGCGCUCGUUGUCUGGUAAUCAGACGGACCAACAUCACACUACAGGACCUAAGAGCCCUCUCGAAUCACCUGUAAAUUUAGACAAUGGUCCUGAGCCAAGUUUCCUAACUACCCAUUUUCCACUUCGAUUAACUCGAUCAACCUCAACACCUUUUAAUCUACGACAAAUCCGUCCAGCCACAUCAUUUUCUAGCUGGCAGCAGACUCAAUCACGAAUUGAGCUCCUGAUUACGGAAGCGUUAGCUUCAAUGGAGCGCUUUGAAAAAGGUGGUUCCACUCAAGCGUUACACCAAAAGAUGCGAAAUUUUGAACAGGGUCUUUCAGCAGAAUUAUCGCAUUUAGAUCGGCUGUGCGAUGCUUUUAGCAGUGGUGAUUCAAGUAUUAGUAAUUUUGUCCAGCAAGAACGUGGAAAAAUCAAUAAGGAACGAGAUGGUCCACUUAUGAAUGCACUUCAACGCCUAAGAGAGCCGAAUCCUGAAAAGGGAUUUCAGCAAUUGACCACUUCUUUGGAAAAGAUUUCAACCUCUACUCAAGCUAUUACUGAUACUGUUCAAUUAAAUUGGUUCGACUCCACAGAUAGCGAACAAUCUAAAAAAGGAUCUAACUUGGACGACUGUUUUGGAUCUUUAUCAAUAAGUGAUCGAGAAGAUAGCAUAACAAAUAGCCUUGAUUCAAACGAUCCAACAGAUCUUGCGGGACUUCUCCAUGUCUAUGCUGCUCAAUUUCAUUCGCACUGCCUCCUAGUUCGUGGAACAGCAGAAGAAUUCUUUAGGGGUUUAGAUACCAAGGUGGAUAAAUCACGAAAUAUUAGGGGCUAUCAUCUACCCGCGGCAGGAGUUUUAAUAGCAAAUGCAAAAUUUCUACUCCGCUGCUCCAGUCAGUUGGUCAGUUUGGCAGCAAAUCUUUCUUCAGCUCUUCAGCAUUUAUCACCCUCAGAAACCUCUAAUUCUGCUGAGGAGGUAGAACGAUUAAGAAGUGACUUAGAAACGCAUGGAAACGCUGUUUGCGAAUCUCUGAAGGGCCUAAUUGCACAAACAAAGGAUGUGGCUGGAUGUUUAUCCUCACCAAACAUGAGUUUACCCACCACGGCAAUGAAUGUUGCCUCAAAACCAGUUGUAAUACUUGGACCAGAGAUGGAACGAUUAGUUGGUGCUGUUCAAGAUGUUGUAGCUGCAACAGAGGCCCUAAGACAUACCAUUUCAAACUCCCCAGUUCUGCGCAACUGUGCCAGUUCACAUGAUUGA
Rodentolepis nana is the source of this 1884-nucleotide messenger RNA. The record is from the annotation of a GenBank genome assembly. Lineage: Eukaryota; Metazoa; Platyhelminthes; Cestoda; Cyclophyllidea; Hymenolepididae.